AUGGAAGAAUUACAAGAGAUUCCUGAGUAUGCGGAGUAUCUUAAUAAAAUGGGAUACCCUAAGAAAAAUGUCACACUGCCAAGAGUAUCAGCCCCUUCACCUAACUUUGCCACUUUUCCUUUUGAAAACCUUCCUUCGCUAUGUAAUGAAACCCCAAGGGAUAUAUAUGGACAUGUGUUUUGUUGGGGUCUGAUUUGCCUAUAUAUUAUGCUUAUAGCAAGUUUAAUCAUUUACCAACUUCGCUCAAUUUUUUGGUUAAAAACUUAUAAAAAUAAUGUACAACACCCAGAUAACAGCAAUAUUGAGGUCAAACCCACAAACCAACCACCUCUUCCAAGGAUGCUUCCCGUGUAACAAUUUACCCCAGCGCUUUGGUAGGGAAAGUUUUAGUUGUAAACUUGGACCCCCAAGGAUAUCAGGGUUCCCACUGGAUUUCAAUUUAUGUACAAACAAGUGGACAAGUAGUCUACUUUGAUAGUUUAAAUUUACCAACAAGCAUAUGCAUUAUUGAUUCAUUUUUAAAAAGUUU
Messenger RNA from Meloidogyne enterolobii, 529 nucleotides. Lineage: Eukaryota; Metazoa; Nematoda; Chromadorea; Rhabditida; Meloidogynidae. The record is from the annotation of a GenBank genome assembly.